AUGAAAGUUUCCAUUGAUGACGGAAAGUUAAGGAGAACUAGGCGGAGGGACAGACAGAUUCAAAUGGGGACAGAAUCCUGGUUUCAUUUUUCCCUUUUGGGGCUCCUGUUUAUCUCGUUCUUCCCACAAGGAAGUCAAGGAAUCAAGUGUCAGAGCGGCUGGUUCCAACAUGACAGAAAUUGCUACGGAUAUUUCCCAGAACGGCUAAAUUGGAACCAUGCAGAGAUAGAAUGUAUGUCUUACGGAAGAAACAGUCAUCUUGCAUCUAUCCUCCAUGACCGAGAAAUGGAUGCUGUGGCAGUUGGACUUAAAACCUUCUUUAAACUUAAUGGGCCUGUCUGGAUCGGACUGUACAACAUAGGGACUAAGCGUUGGAAAAAUUGGAGGUGGAUAGACAUGGCUGCAUUCGACUACCUGCCUUGGGGAUAUAGUGGAUACAACAGGUUGAAGGGCAAAGGGGACUGCGGAGCAAUGCCUCAUUGGAAUCUUCGGGCAUGGAAACUUAUGAACUGUCGAAUGGCUCAAGCCUAUCUCUGUAAAAUGACCAUGCUAUGA
This is a messenger RNA of Sceloporus undulatus (fence lizard), 555 nucleotides long. Its product is annotated as regenerating islet-derived protein 4-like. Lineage: Eukaryota; Metazoa; Chordata; Lepidosauria; Squamata; Phrynosomatidae. The record is from RefSeq and is a predicted model, not a curated record. Gene Ontology annotation, molecular function: signaling receptor activity. The transcript has 6 exons. The coding region runs from base 1 to 555 and encodes 184 amino acids.